AUGGCUAAAGCAGUUGAAGAGGACCUCGAGGAUUAUCCGGAAAUGUUUGAGAAGUUGAAAAGUGAUGCGGAGACACCGUUGUAUGCUGGCCAGAUCCCUGGGAGGCUUUUGGGUGACGUUAGCCCCAGCGGAAAAGAUAGCUGCACAGUCCCUUCAGACAAAAUACCCGAGACGGUAGGAGAUGCGUUGGGGAGCUUCGUUGCAUGGCCCAGCCACCUUGUUAUGGUUGGUACACCAAAGCCGACAAAGGACCCAAAGCUGCCAAAGGACCCCUUGCCACCAAAGAAAAAGCCAAGGGGGAAAAGCAAAUUGAAGGAUAAGGUGUCGGGCCAUACUAAAGAGUCAGUCACGGUUUCGCAACAUGCAGUGCCUAUGCCUGUUGUAGAAAACAAAUUCCGUGACUCUCUUGAGACCUAUGCUUCGGCUACGAGGAUGAUUCGUCAAGAGCCGAUAGGGGAUAUCAUUAAUUUUGACGAUGGGCUAUUUGGUAGAGCAUCAUUUGAAGUCGUUCGGGAUGAAAUUUUGAAUGAAAUCCUCAAGCACGAUAUGGCGAGCACUAGUUUGAUGACUUUCUACAUGAGUCACCUUUAUACCUCAUUCGUGGUUCCUGGUGGCCUCGAGUCAAAGAUCAAGCUGGUUAAUCCUCAUGAUGUCUCUCCCCACAAUAAUAUUACAAAGGAAGCCCUUGAAAAUCAAUACUUCGAGGACGUCUAUUGCGUUCAUUAUACGAUUGCACAUGUAGAAGAGGUCCUUGAAGAGAUAACAAGACGUGCUGGCUUGAAUAGCUUGAAGGUAUUGAAAGAUAAUGAAAGAGGGUGCAAGAAAUUAAACAAGCACAUGAAGAUAGGAAGAGUGCAUACCGUCUGA
Molecule: messenger RNA, 867 nt
Organism: Prosopis cineraria
Lineage: Eukaryota; Viridiplantae; Streptophyta; Magnoliopsida; Fabales; Fabaceae
Exons: 7
Coding region: 1-867 (288 amino acids)
Source: RefSeq, a predicted model, not a curated record